This is a messenger RNA of Dipodomys ordii (Ord's kangaroo rat), 2908 nucleotides long. It is a transcript of the gene Mthfd1l, whose product is annotated as methylenetetrahydrofolate dehydrogenase (NADP+ dependent) 1-like. The record is from RefSeq and is a predicted model, not a curated record. The coding region runs from base 1 to 2493 and encodes 830 amino acids. Gene Ontology annotation, biological process: tetrahydrofolate interconversion. Gene Ontology annotation, molecular function: methylenetetrahydrofolate dehydrogenase (NADP+) activity; formate-tetrahydrofolate ligase activity; ATP binding. The transcript has 25 exons. Gene Ontology annotation, cellular component: mitochondrion; cytosol. NCBI's taxonomy places the organism in Eukaryota, Metazoa, Chordata, Mammalia, Rodentia, Heteromyidae.
AUGUCCUGUGAUGCCCUGCAAGACUCGCUGCUCAGACAUCUGGCCAAAACUUCUUCCCCUUGCACUUUUUGGAAACUGAUAGAAGUCAUCCAGAAUUCGAAAGAGGUGCUGAGUUUAUUACAAGAGAAAAACCCUGCCUUUCAGCCAGUUCUCGCCAUCAUUCAGGCAGGCAAUGACAACUCAAUGCAGGAAAUCAACCAGAGUUUGGCUGAAGAGGCUGGUCUGAACAUCACCUACGUCUGCCUUCCUCCAGACUGUGGAGAAGAUGAGAUCAUAAGUGAAAUAUUGAAGAUUAAUGAGAACCCCACAAUUCACGGCCUUGCCCUUCAGAUCUCUGAGGACUCCAUUAGCAGCAAAGUCCUCAACGCCCUGAAACCGGAGAAAGACGUGGAUGGAGUGACAGACAUCAACCUGGGGAAGCUGGUCCGUGGAGACGCCCAUGAAUGCUUUGUGUCACCUGUCGCCAGAGCCACAAUCGAACUCGCUGAAAAGUCUGGUGUCACCUUGGAGGGGAAGAAGGUCUUGGUGAUCGGGGCUCCUGGGUCUUUGCAAGGUGCCCUGCAGUGCCUGUUCCAGAGAAAAGGCUCCAUGACCAUGAGCUCCCCGUGGGAGACACCUCAGCUGCAAACCAAGCUUGAGGAGGCUGACAUUGUAGUCUAUGGCUCACCUAAGCCGGAAGCCAUUCCCCUGAGUUGGAUCCAACCAGGAAGCACCGUUCUCAAUUGCUGCCCUGACUUCCUGUCAGGGAAGCUCAGCGGGGGUCCUUCCAGGGCUCACCACAGUGGACUCAUCGCAGAAGGUGAAGUGCAGCUCCUUGCUGCAGCUCUGCGAAUUCAGAACAUGGUGAGCUGUGGCAGGCGGUGGCUCCGAGAACAACAGCACAGGAGAUGGAGACUCCACUGCCUGAAACUGCAGCCUCUGUCCCCUGUUCCAAGUGAUAUUGAGAUUUCAAGAGGACAGACUCCAAAAGCCGUGGAUGUCCUUGCCAAGGAGAUAGGAUUGCUUGCAGAUGAAAUUGAAAUCUAUGGGAAAAGCAAAGCCAAAGUCCGACUGUCCCUGCUGGAAAGGCUGAAGGAUCAAGCGGAUGGAAAAUAUGUCUUAGUUGCUGGGAUCACACCCACACCCCUGGGAGAAGGGAAGAGCACAGUGACCGUGGGCCUGGUGCAGGCGCUCACCGCCCACCUCAGGGUCAACUCCUUUGCCUGCCUCAGGCAGCCUUCCCAAGGACCCACCUUCGGAGUCAAAGGGGGAGCGGCGGGUGGCGGAUACGCCCAGGUCAUCCCCAUGGAGGAGUUCAACCUUCAUUUGACCGGGGACAUCCAUGCCAUUACUGCCGCCAAUAAUUUACUAGCUGCUGCCAUUGACACCAGGAUUUUGCAUGAAAGCACUCAAACAGAUAAGGCUCUAUAUAAUCGGCUGGUUCCUUUAGUGAAUGGCGUCAGAAAAUUCUCAGAAAUUCAACUUGCUCGGCUGAAAAAACUGGGGAUAAGUAAGACGGAUCCUAGUACACUGACAGAAGAGGAAGUGAGUAAAUUUGCCAGACUCAACAUUGACCCGUCCACCAUCACGUGGCAGAGAGUAUUGGACACCAAUGACCGAUUUCUGCGAAAAAUAACGAUUGGCCAGGCAAGCACGGAAAAGGGAUGCUCCCGGCAGGCCCAGUUUGACAUCGCUGUGGCCAGCGAGAUCAUGGCGGUGCUGGCCCUGACAGACAGCCUCGCGGACAUGAAGGAGCGUCUAGGAAGAAUGGUCGUGGCCAGCGACAAAAAUGGGCAGCCUGUGACAGCAGAGGACUUGGGAGUGACAGGUGCUUUGACUGUUUUGAUGAAAGAUGCAAUAAAGCCCAAUCUGAUGCAGACCUUGGAAGGCACCCCUGUGUUCGUGCACGCUGGCCCCUUUGCUAACAUUGCUCAUGGCAACUCCUCAGUGUUGGCUGAUAAAAUCGCCCUGAAACUGGUCGGUGAGGAAGGAUUUGCCUGUCGCCGUCACGCUCAGUCCAUUUCUUGGGCUGGGGUGCAGCUCAGUGGUAGGGUGCUCGCCUGGAGUGGCGUGGAGGCUCUGGAAGAACCGCCGGGCUUCCUAAGCAGCUGCCUCACCCCUGUGUGGUUCCGCCUCCGUGCCCUGGAUGGUAACAGCCACCACCUUCCCAUUGUGGAAAAGAUAAGAACCAUCGCCCAAGCUGUCUACGGAGCUAAGGACAUUGAAAUAUCUCCUGAGGCACAAUCCAAAAUAGAUCGCUACACUCAACAGGGUUUUGGAAACUUGCCCAUCUGCAUGGCCAAGACGCACCUUUCUCUGUCUCACCAGCCGGAAAAAAAAGGGGUGCCAAGGGACUUCAUUCUGCCCAUCAGCGACGUGCGUGCCAGCAUCGGUGCGGGCUUCAUUUACCCUUUGGUGGGAACGAUGAGCACGAUGCCCGGACUGCCCACUCGGCCCUGCUUUUAUGACAUAGAUCUUGACACAGAAACAGAGCAAGUUCAAGGCUUGUUCUGACGGAACAACAGACGCACAGGACCCCACCCAGUCUACCCAGACACAAAUGGCUCCUUGCCUUCUUGCUGCCGUUGGAGAAGAGAGUGAACCUGCAAUUCACUGGAGAAAUGGGGAAAGAGGCCAAAGAUGUCUUCUUCAUUCAAGACAGAUUCUGUUUCUAGCCGAGUGUAGUAUUCACCAAAAGGACCUCCACCACGUCUGAAGGAAACUAAUUUAUUUUCUGUUUCUGCAGUUUACAUUAUUUCUUGCUGCUUAUACUUUACAAUGUUUAGUUUCUGAGGACUAAGGGAUUACAGAGUGUGAACUUGAAGGUAACAUUUUCCACUGCAGACUUGCCUAUUUCAUCUUCUUUUUAUUUUGUUUAAGUGCUGGGGGUGGAACUUGGGGCCUUGGCACACGCACUGGGCAAGUGCUC